AUGUCUCUUGAAUUUGAUUUCACCGAUAAAGUAGUAUUGAUAACCGGUUCGAGUUCGGGUAUCGGUGCGGCCAUUGCCGUCCAAUUUGCCCGAUCGGGUGCCACUGUUGUGAUCACUGGUAGACGAUCGGACAAAUUAGCCGAAGUGGCCAAACAGUGUCAAAGUGUUUCGCCGAAACAAUUGCCGACAUUGGAAGUGGUCGGAGAUUUGACUAAUGAUGAGGAUAUCAAACGUCUAGUGGAGACAACUGUCCAACAUUUUGGUCGACUGGAUAUAUUGGUCAACAAUGCCGGCGGAACUACAAUGAGUUCAUUAACAGAUCCAGAAUUUUAUCAGAAAUUUCUAAAUGAAAUGCAAUUGAAUUUGAAUUCAAUGGUAUUAUUAACGCAUCUAUCGGUCGAUCAUUUGGCCAAAACUCGGGGAAACAUUGUUAACAUAUCAAGUAUUGCCGGACUUCGAGCCUUUUCAUCAAAUCCAGCCUAUUGUAUGGCUAAAUGUUCAAUAGAUAUGUUUACCAAAUGUUGUGCCGCGGAAUUGGGUCCGAAACAUAUUCGGGUUAAUGUUUUUAAUCCGGGACCAAUAAAAACAUUAGCAUUUACUACUACACGGGGUAUGACUAUUGAACAAAAUGAUGCCCUAUUCGACAAAAUGGGUAGUUUAGCUCCGGUAGGUCGACCAGGACUACCCCAUGAACUAGCCGAUACUGUACUAUAUCUGGCCAGUGACCAUGCCCAAUUUAUUACCGGUGCCCAACUAUGUGUUGAUGGCGGUUUGAUAGUGUCCAGUGAUUUUCCUAUGGAUUAA
Oppia nitens is the source of this 804-nucleotide messenger RNA. RefSeq names its product 3-oxoacyl-[acyl-carrier-protein] reductase FabG-like. Bases 1 to 804 code for a protein of 267 amino acids. The transcript is spliced from 3 exons. NCBI's taxonomy places the organism in Eukaryota, Metazoa, Arthropoda, Arachnida, Sarcoptiformes, Oppiidae. The record is from RefSeq and is a predicted model, not a curated record.